Messenger RNA from Lotus japonicus, 3959 nucleotides. Its product is annotated as serine/threonine-protein kinase-like protein ACR4. The transcript has a single exon. Gene Ontology annotation, molecular function: protein kinase activity; protein binding; ATP binding. Gene Ontology annotation, biological process: protein phosphorylation. Bases 826 to 3564 code for a protein of 912 amino acids. The record is from RefSeq and is a predicted model, not a curated record. NCBI's taxonomy places the organism in Eukaryota, Viridiplantae, Streptophyta, Magnoliopsida, Fabales, Fabaceae.
UGUUCCCAUUCCAUGCUUGAUAGGAGUAAAUUUCACCUCUCUCUUCAUGAAAGUGAAAAUUGGGUAGUGCAGUAAUCCAGGCAUGAAAAGAUCAAAAUGCAUUAACUUUCACAUUUAAUGCCUCCACCUACAUUUUGCCCAUAUUCAGAAGUUGCAGCUUUGUCACAUUUAUUGCACCUUUCUCCUUCAAUCUCUGUUCUUCCCCUGCAACAACAUUGCAAACACCUUCCACAAUCCAUCAUCUAUCUCCAUUUUAAGCCCCUUUUCAAGCACUUCCCAUCUCCAUAAUCAAACCAACCAUGAAGCCAAAAUGGUGCAAGAGUUUCUGCUUACUUUUACUGAAUGUGGUUGUUGAUUUAGCAAGUUGAAACCCUUUUCUUAGUUUUAGAAUAGCUGAAAACACUGGAUGGAGUUUGGUUUUUUCCCCUGGUAAGUUUACUUCUCUUCCAAACAAGGAACAAUAGUGGAUUUUUCUGCUGUAAGAAUCCAAAGUGGGCUGAAGAUCCAGUGAAAUUUCUUGCUAUUUGUGUUGAUGUUUGUUGAGAAACCCAGAAUGAAGAUUCUGAUCCACCACUUUCUCUUCUGGGCCUUUUCUUCUGCAUUGCUAGUAAUCCAUGCAAAUUGUGAGAAACCUUGAGGUAGCAUUGCUUUGGUUUGUUAGAUGAAGUUUGUUACACUUUCUCUUCUCUUUAAACUGCACUUUCACCUGUGUUUCUUGCUGAGUAGUCAAAAGGUGUAAGCCAGAAUCUUAUGUUGCCCAACCAACAUUAUUGGUAAAGAUUCUACCUUUGUCUAGAUGACAUAGUUUUUGGGAGGUUUUGCAUCAUGGGGUUCUCAGCAAAACAAUUCUUAUCUGAGCUUGUGGUGUUUUCAUACUUAUGGUUCCCAGUUUCAAGCCUUGGUUCCAUGUCUUCAAUUGCUGUCUCUUAUGGGGAUAAAGGUUCAGCCUUUUGUGGUUUGAAAUCAGAUGGGUCUCAUACUGUGGCCUGUAAUGGAUUCAACUCAGCCAUAAUUUAUGGAACACCACCCCAAUUUUCAUUCUUUGGUCUAACUGCUGGUGAUGGCUUUGUGUGUGGGCUUCUGAUGAGUUCAAGCCAACCCUAUUGCUGGGGUAGCACUAACUACAUAGGGAUGGGUGUGCCACAACCUAUGGUGAAGGGGGCUCAGUACCUAGAAAUCAGUGCUGGGGAUUAUCACCUCUGUGGGUUGAGGAAACCCUUGACAGGAAGACACAGGAACACUUCUUUUGUUGAUUGCUGGGGCUACAACAUGACCAAAAACUAUGUGUUUGAUGGGCAGAUUCAGUCAAUCUCAGCAGGUUCUGAGUUCAAUUGUGGCUUGUUUUCUCAAAACAGGACUGUGUUCUGCUGGGGAGAUGAGACUAGUAGCCAGAUUAUGAGUCUGAUGCCUCAAGACAUGAGAUUCCAGAAGCUCUCUGCCGGUGGAUAUCAUGUUUGUGGAAUCUUAGAAGGGGUGAAUUCUAGGGCUAUUUGUUGGGGGAGGAGCUUGGACAUGGAGGAGGAAAUUUCGUUGGUGCGGUCGGUGAAAGGACAAGGGAACAUUGAUGUUGCUCCAAAGGAUCCUUUGCUUUCUGUGGUGGGAGGAAAGUUUCAUGCUUGUGGUGUCAAGAGCUAUGAUCAUGGAGUGAUUUGCUGGGGGUAUAGUUUGAAAGCAAGCACCCCAGUUCCUAGUGGGAUUAAGGUGUUUGAGGUUGUUGCAGGGAACUAUUUCACCUGUGGAAUACUUGCUGAGGAAUCUCUUGAGCCUGUUUGUUGGGGUGUUGGCUUCCCCACCACUCUUCCUAUGGCAGUUUCGCCAAGAAUGUGCAGGUCCACUCCAUGUCCACCUGGUUACUAUGAAAUUGAACAAGACCAGCAAAAGGGUCUACUUUGCAAGUCCCCAGAUUCUCACAUUUGCAUGCCUUGCACUGGUGUUUGUCCUGAUGAAAUGUAUCAGAAAAGUGAAUGCAAUCUGAAAUUUGAUCGAGUUUGUGAAUAUAAUUGUUCUCUUUGUUCAUCACCUGAAUGCAAUUCCAACUGCUCCUCUUCCAAUUCCAAUGCUUCCACUGGGAAGAAAAAUGGUAGAUUCUGGGGUCUGCAGUUAACAGUGGUUAUUGCUGAGAUAGCUUUUGCAGUUUUGAUUGUUUGCAUUGCUUCCAUAACUGCAGUUUUGUAUGUUAGAUACAAGCUAAGAGGUUGUGAGUGUUCAGCAACAAGGUCAAAUGUGAAGAAGCUAAAUAGAAGCUCUUCACACCAAAGGGAGAACAGUAAGAUCCGCCCUGACAUGGAGGAGUUCAAGAUUAGAAGGGCUCAGAUGUUCCCGUAUGAAGAGCUUGAAAGUGCAACUGCUGGAUUCAAAGAAGAAUCAAUUGUAGGGAAAGGAAGCUUUUCUUGUGUGUUCAAGGGGGUUCUCAAAGAUGGCACUGUUGUUGCUGUGAAAAGGGCUAUAAUGUCUCCCAACAUGCAGAAAAACUCUAAAGAGUUUCACACUGAGCUUGACUUGCUCUCAAGGCUGAACCAUGCUCAUUUGCUCAACCUUCUAGGCUACUGUGAGGAUGGUGGAGAGAGGCUUCUUGUGUAUGAGUACAUGGCUCAUGGUUCUUUGCAUCAGCAUUUGCAUAGCCCUAACAAAGAGCUGAGAGAGCAGUUAGAUUGGGUGAGAAGGGUCACAAUUGCGGUCCAAGCAGCGCGAGGAAUAGAGUAUUUGCACGGCUAUGCUUGUCCACCAGUGAUUCAUAGAGACAUCAAAUCCUCAAACAUACUCAUUGAUGAAGAACACAAUGCUAGAGUUGCUGAUUUUGGUUUGUCUUUGCUUGGUCCUGCAGAUAGUAGCUCCCCUUUGGCUGAGUUGCCAGCUGGGACUCUUGGUUAUCUUGAUCCUGAGUACUACAGGCUUCACUAUCUUACAACAAAAUCUGAUGUUUAUAGCUUUGGUGUUCUGCUUUUGGAGAUUCUUAGUGGAAGAAAAGCAAUUGACAUGCAAUAUGAAGAAGGGAACAUAGUUCAAUGGGCAGUGCCUCUGAUCAAAUCAGGAGAUAUAGCCACGAUCCUCGACCCGGUUCUGAAACCUCCUUCUGAUCUCGAUGCCUUGAAAAGGAUUGCUAAUGUGGCUUGUAAGAGUGUGAGGAUGAGAGGGAAAGAUAGGCCUUCAAUGGACAAAGUGACAACAGCUUUGGAGAGAGCUCUUGCUCAGUUAAUGGGAAGUCCUUGCAUCGAGCAACCGAUUUUGCCGACUGAGGUGGUUUUAGGAAGUAAUAGAAUGCAUAAGAAAUCAUCUCAGAGGUCUUCAAAUAGAUCAGCUUCAGAAACUGAUGUCGCAGAAAAUGAGGAUCAGAGGUUUGUUGAGUUUAGAGCACCUUCAUGGAUAACUUUCCCCAGUGUCACUUCUUCUCAGAGAAGAAAGUCUUCAGGCUCAGAGGCUGAGGUUGAUGGGAAAAAUAAUUCAGAGGUGAGGAACUUUGGUGGCGGUAAUGUUGGUGGUGGUGGUGAUGUUUUGAGAAGCCUUGAAGAAGAGAUUGGUCCUGCUUCUCCUCAAGAGAGACUGUUCUUGCAACACAACUUCUAACCUCGUGAAACUAAUAGUAUGUUUGGAUCGGUUUCUCUUUUUCUCAGAACCAUUUCUAGCUCCCAGAAGCUACUCACGAAAGGUUCUUUCCUGAAUUGAUUUUGACUUCGGUUGUUUGUGGGUUCCAAAUGUGGUGUAAAAUUGUGAGUUAGUGUUCUUCACCAGAUGAUGCUACUGUCUAUGUUAUUACUAGUACAUGUAAUUUUUUGUUUUGUUUUGUUUAAUUGAGUUUCAUGAUGAGUGCAACUCUGACAUUAUUUAGUUUCUAUCUCCUGAGAACUGUGAUUUAGAAUCUUAUUAGUGGAACGGUUUCAUUCUUUGAUGCAUCUACACUUUGGAUGUAAUGUAACAAUCAUCUCAUUUUAUUGAUUGUAAAGCCUAUCAUCUGUGUUCAA